Chondrus crispus (carragheen) is the source of this 1547-nucleotide messenger RNA. Its product is annotated as Translation initiation factor eIF2, subunit gamma. The transcript has 2 exons. Gene Ontology annotation, biological process: positive regulation of translational fidelity; formation of translation preinitiation complex. NCBI's taxonomy places the organism in Eukaryota, Rhodophyta, Florideophyceae, Gigartinales, Gigartinaceae. Gene Ontology annotation, molecular function: GTP binding; GTPase activity; translation initiation factor activity. Gene Ontology annotation, cellular component: cytosol; eukaryotic translation initiation factor 2 complex. The record is from RefSeq and is a predicted model, not a curated record. The coding region runs from base 1 to 1395 and encodes 464 amino acids.
AUGUCCGCUGACACGCGCGGGCUGGCAGUCCAAGAUCUCUCCACCCUCGACGUUGCGAGCCUCACCCCCCUCUCCCCUCAGGUCAUCUCUCGCCAGGCCACCAUCAAUAUCGGCACGAUCGGCCAUGUCGCUCACGGCAAAUCUACCGUCGUCAAAGCAAUUUCUGGCGUCCAGACCGUCCGCUUCAAAACAGAGCACGAGCGUAACAUCACCAUCAAGCUGGGUUACGCAAAUGCUAAGCUCUACAAGUGCAGCGACGAGGCCUGUCCGCGUCCUUCGUGCUACCGUGCAUAUGGAUCCUCCAAGGAGGAUACCCCAGCGUGCGAGGUCCCGGGCUGCAUGGGGAACAUGGCCCUCAUGAGACACGUUUCGUUUGUUGAUUGCCCGGGACAUGAUAUUUUGAUGGCCACGAUGCUUAAUGGCGCGGCUGUCAUGGACGCCGCUUUGCUCUUGAUUGCUGGGAAUGAGCCUUGCCCACAGCCCCAGACGAGUGAGCAUCUUGCCGCGGUUGAGAUCAUGAAACUGCGUCACAUCAUCAUUUUGCAAAACAAGAUCGAUCUCGUCAAAGAGACCGAUGCCGAAGCGCAGUAUGAGCAGAUCCGCGAGUUUACAACUGGAACGGUGGCAGAAGAUUCCCCCAUUAUCCCCAUAUCCGCUCAGCUCAAAUACAACAUCGAUGUCGUUGUCGAGUACCUCAUCAAGAAGGUGCCGGUGCCGCAGCGCGACUUUGUCAGCUCCCCACGCAUGAUUGUCAUCCGCAGUUUUGACGUCAACAAGCCAGGUGAGGAAGUCGAUGAUCUCAAGGGCGGCGUUGCGGGUGGGUCUAUCAUGCAGGGCGUGCUGCGUGUCGGCGAUGCCAUUGAAGUUCGGCCAGGGAUUAGCUUCCGCGAUUCAAGCGGCAAGAUUGCUUGCAAACCCAUUGUUAGCGUUAUCCGAUCUAUGCACGCCGAGCAAAACGAUCUCCAAUACGCCGUCCCUGGCGGUUUGAUCGGUGUGGGAACCAAGAUCGACCCAACUUUGACCCGCGCGGAUCGGCUCGUCGGUCAUGUGCUUGGCGCGAAGGGACACCUGCCAGACGUCUACUGUGACCUCGAGGUUAACUUUUUCCUCUUGCGAAGACUGUUGGGAAUGAAGACCGAGGGUGAUAGUAAACAAGCAAAAGUGUCUCGACUUGACAAGGGCGAGACACUCAUGAUGAAUAUUGGUAGCACAAGUACGGGUGGUAGGGUGAUUGCCGUGAAGCGAGAUCUCGCCAAGUUUACGCUUUCGAGUCCUGUGUGCACGUCUGUGGGUGAGAAGAUUGCGUUGUCGCGGAGAAUCGACAAGCAUUGGCGGUUGAUUGGAUGGGGUCAGAUCCGGGCUGGCGUCACCAUCAAUCUAUCCACAUCUAACUGACAGACUAGCCGCCCUGCGCCACUCUCGACUCGAUACGCGCGUUUUGUAUUGCACGUUUAGAUUGAGGUUGUGUCUACGUGCGUCUAUUCCAAGUCGCGUAAGGUUCAAAGUAUGUGUUGUUAAAAUAUUUCCACGCUCGAAACUACGGGCAU